CUGCAAGUCUCUACAAUGUUUGUUAGAUACAGCAAAAGAAAGCCGACAAGCGUGAAAGCGUAUUUUUGACACUGACUAUUACAUGAUAACCUCUGAGAUGUCUGUCGACUGUGUUUUGACAACAAAUGGGUCCAUCAGAUGUGAGCUGUACCUAUUGCUAUGAGUGAGACAUGAAGUCACUGGCACCAAUUGUUGGUCUAACUAGACCGGGGAAGAAUCUAUAUAUUAAUACAACAUGGUUUCUCACAAGGUCCAUGUCAACUCACUAUGAUACCUUGGGAAUUAAAAGGAAUGCCUCAAAUGAUGAUAUAAAAAAUGCUUUUGUAAAGUUAUCUAAAAAGUACCAUCCUGAUGUCAGCGCCCACAAAAAUACAGCACAGAAGUUCUCGGAGGUUGCAGAAGCGUACGCUGUCCUAGGGAAUGACAAAUCCAAGAGGAUAUAUGACAAAGUACAUAACUCAGUGCCAUCCUCCAGUUACUCAGGAAACUACGGUAGCGGAGGAGAACGUGUCGUAUACAGAUCUAGUGAUCCAAAUGAUAACAGCUUUCACGAUCUUAGGCAGCGGAGGUAUCAGCAGGUUAACUACCAUAAAAUGCAGUUUUCACAGGACAGAGCAAGCCAAGAUCAAUUUUUUGCCCGAGGACAAGCGUAUAUGGCAGUAACAUUAGGUGUGUCUCUAGGAUUUAUGACCUUCAUUCUUGUGGUGCGAAAAAACACAUCAGAAAGCUUACAGGUACGGGAGCAACGAGCAUUGGAGAUGCAUCAAUUAGUUACUGGGAAAAGUGUUUUACCAUUUGAAAAGAUGAAUCUUGACAGACCAAUAGAAAGAUCACAAGAAAGAGCAUCAGAAAGGCUACGAGAGUUUAAAAUCUAAGGGAGAUAACUGUGAUUUUUAUAGCAGCUAACUUGGGUGCAACUCCCAGAGGCAUGCAACUGGCUUGAACAGGUGUGAGGCUGAUUGGCAGAAAACAAACUUUGUCUCUGGCAACUCAACAGCUUGUCACUCACUCUCCAGGGAUCUGAAUUAAAACAGGGAAAAAUAAAUUUUGAAUCAUGACCUAGAGAGAAACUCUCUGCCUUGAAAGAAUUUAAACAAUAAAUUAAUUUUGGAAUUCCAAAUCGUGAUAAUGAUAUGCUGCAUUUGUUAAACAUAUCAUUCCUGUAUGAUAUUAAUAAUGUUCAAUAUGCAGAUUAUGAGUUCUAAUAUGAUGAUUAUAGUAAUUUUUUGUUUUAUUUCAUUAUGUUUUCUUAAGCUAUUUAAAUAAGAUAUUACAUAUGCAUUUACAGGUUUAACAUUUUAAGGAAGCAAAAUUAACAGUAUUUGAUACCAUGGCCAGUAGCUACAUGUAUAUAUACUGUUCUUACAAUGUACAUAAUUAGAGAAGUCCAGAAAUAGGAUCUUCUAUAUUACACGUAGAUACAAUCAAGAAUAAAGUGAUCUUUUUCUGAUUGACAAAAUGAAGAUUUUACUGGUACUAUUAUAAUGCAUUUCACAAGGUGAUUAAAAAUGUUCAUGGUUUUGUGACAAGAGAUAUUAAAAGUCUUUCAGAUAUUUUUUUUAGGGAUUAUCAAGUGUGAGUAUCUGAGAGAGUAAUUCAAGAAUGUUUUAAAGGUUGUGUGAGACAACUCCAAACAAGAGCCUUUAUUUUUAAUGUACAUAGGGUGCAAGAUUGUGUAUAUACUGAAACAUGUGACAGAGAAUUAAAAUUAUACUCACUAUCAUA
Molecule: messenger RNA, 1725 nt
Organism: Pecten maximus
Lineage: Eukaryota; Metazoa; Mollusca; Bivalvia; Pectinida; Pectinidae
Product: chaperone protein dnaJ 1, mitochondrial-like
Exons: 9
Coding region: 171-875 (234 amino acids)
Biological process (GO): protein refolding
Cellular component (GO): cytoplasm
Source: RefSeq, a predicted model, not a curated record